This is a messenger RNA of Helianthus annuus (common sunflower), 468 nucleotides long. RefSeq lists its product as uncharacterized. Lineage: Eukaryota; Viridiplantae; Streptophyta; Magnoliopsida; Asterales; Asteraceae. The coding region runs from base 1 to 468 and encodes 155 amino acids. The transcript has a single exon. The record is from RefSeq and is a predicted model, not a curated record.
AUGGCAUGGGAGAAAGUCAUUGCCCCUAUCGAAUACGGUGGUCUUGGCUUCGGUUCGCUUCGUGACGCCAACUUGGCGAUGUUGUCAAAAUGGUGGUGGAGAUUUAAAACGGAUAAAGAUGGUAUUUGGAGAAGAGUUAUAUGGUCGGUCCACCAUAAUGCGAGGUCGUGGUCUCCUGUCCCAGCAAAAAUUUCUAUCCCCGGUCCGUGGAAGCAAAUUGUGAGUGUCCAACAACCUCUUACUUUAGUUGGUAUAAAUCUGCAGGAUCUUAUUUGGUGUAAUGUGGGCUCCGAGUCAAAGGCUUUGUUUUGGUUGGAUUAUUGGAUUGGUACACAACCUCUUUGUACUAUGUUCCCUCUCCUGUUCGCUCUUGAAGUUGAUAAAUUGUGUAGUAUUCCUCAAAGGGUGGUUUGGGAAUCUGGGGGUGCAAGUUUAGACGUGGUUAUGGAAAAGGAAUUUAAUCUGUGA